AGCACACCUUUCAGACAUUGCGUCAACUGCAUAAUCAUUAUAAUUACCCGCCUACGAAUAAUACGGGAUAUCCAGCUUCACCAAAUUUGCCUCGAAUGAUCAAAUUAUUUCACAAUAAAUAUCGUUGCCAAUGGUGUACAAGGAGUGCCUUUGAGGGAUCUAUUUUUUCGUGGGAUAAGUUUAGUGACAGAUGGAUUUUUUGGAGUUUAACUAAUAUGGUUAUAUUUAGUGCAUGACGUUUGGUUUGUCUGGGUCCACCCCCGCUGCAGCAGCAUUAAUAUCUUACUGAAGUUUUUGAGAAGAAGUCUGCGGAAUUUUUUGGUGAAAAUAUGGAGGAUAUAUUCCAGUGGUGUCGUGAGGGGAAUGCUAUGCAGGUUCGGGUUUGGCUGGAUGACACUGAACAUGACAUGAAUCAAGGGGAUGAUCAUGGGUUCAGUCCUCUUCAUUGGUGUGCCAAAGAGGGCCAUUCGAAAUUGGCUGAACUCCUUGUCAGCAGAGGCGCGAGGAUAAAUGCAACAAAUCGAGGUGAUGACACUCCUCUUCAUCUAGCCUCUGCCCAUGGUAACAGGGAAAUAGUGCAAUUGCUUCUUCGUAACCGAGCAGAUGUCAAUGUCACCAAUGAACAUGGCAAUACGGCUCUGCACUACGCCUGCUUCUGGGGGGAUCAAGUCGUUGCUGAAGAUCUCGUAGCAGCUGGUGCACUCGUAUCAAUCGCCAAUAAAGACGGGGACACACCCCUCGAUAAGGCCAGAGGGCCUCUAGCUAAACGUCUUCAUGAUUUAGCGGUGGAGUUUGGCCAAGAUCUGAAGAAGAUUCAAUUCAAAGACCAAAGUUGGCUGGGAUUAAAGACCAGAAGCCGUGAUGCAACUUUAUCCAGGCAUAAGGGAAUAAAUAUGGCUGAACUGUCGCUGCACACUCACUUGGCAAGUAGCCCAAGCGGUGAAACCUGGCGUGGACGAUGGCAGAACAACGAUAUCGUUGCUAAAAUUCUCAAUUUGCGGGAAUGCACAGCUCGUAUAUCCCGCGAUUUCAACGAAGAAUUUCCAAAGCUGAGAAUUUUUUCUCAUCCCAACGUUCUGCCAGUCCUAGGCUGCGUUAAUCAACCACCCCAGCUUGUUACGGUAUGCCAGUACAUGGCAAGAGGAAGUCUCCAUCGUCUUCUGCACGGUGGUACUGGCGUUGUCGUUGAUACUGCACGCGCACUGAGGCUGGCACUUGAUGUUGCACGCGCCAUGGCUUUCCUCCACGGUCUCGAGAGGCAGAAUAGAUGUAGGUUCCACUUGAACAGCAAGCACGUUAUGAUUGAUGAAGACCUCACAGCUCGCGUUAAUAUGGCAGACUCGAAAUUUUCAUUCCAAGAAGUGGGACGAAUUUACGAACCUGCCUGGAUGUCCCCAGAGGCUCUGAGCAAACGUCCCUCUGACAUAAAUUUGGAGGCAAGCGAUAUGUGGAGCUUUGCCGUUCUAUUGUGGGAACUGGCAACACGCGAGGUCCCAUUUGCCGACCUCUCGCCCAUGGAGUGUGGAAUGAAGAUUGCCCUGGAGGAUCUACGUGUGGAAAUACCUCGUGGAAUUUCACCUCAUCUCGCCAAACUCAUUCGCAUUUGCAUGAACGAGGACCCAGGGAAACGUCCCUCCUUCGCCAUGGUCGUACCAAUUUUGGAUAAAAUGAAACGCUGAUUAUAACCCACUCUAUCAAACGCACAAUCUCCAUGGUCUUCAUUAAAUCUAACUCGCUAACUAAUCUAGAUUAAGAAAUUACUCGAAUCAAGUUGUGGAAUAAUGUAGGACUGAUUUACCACUCUCACUGGUGCUUCUCCCAAUUUUUAGUAUUUCAGAUGAAGAAAUAACUCGUGUUAUAUUUUUUAUACAAUUUUUCUCGUUAAAACUCGACGGAAUACAAUGGUCAGCUAUUAUUGUGCCUUAAUAUUCUUCACUUUAUCGUAAUUAGAGCAGUGGGAUUAUUCAAUUGAUAACGUCGACAGAGAUAAAAAAAUUAAAAAUCGUGCCUUUAUAAUUGCCAUUUGACAAUAAUAUUUAUUUUAAACUCACGGGAAGUGUUAUAUCGUGUUCUCAUCGUUGUUUUAUUUAGUAAUUGAUUUAUUUUUUUUAGUAUUGGAUAGUUAAAUGGAAAAAUAAUUUAACUUGUUUAGUCAAUUCUUAUGACAAAAUUUCGCCUUUGGGAUAUUCUCUAAAUAUUCAAUCUACAAUAUUGUUUAAAUAAUUUUCGAACUCCGAUUUUGCGGUAACUCUGGCAUGAGAAUAUAUUUAAUCCAAAGAAUUGAUCAUUUUACAAAAAAACGUACUUAUAAUGCAAAUGGCACCAAAUUAACGAUAAAAAAUCAUAAAAUUAUGAAAUCAUGAAUCUCAUCAUGAAAUUGUAACUACGACAAUUACUGCCAAAUCACUGUCCUUAUAUAAAUGUUAUCAAACAAAAGGUCGCCUAAAAAUAAAUUUUCAAAAGCGUCUUA
Molecule: messenger RNA, 2470 nt
Organism: Fopius arisanus
Lineage: Eukaryota; Metazoa; Arthropoda; Insecta; Hymenoptera; Braconidae
Gene: Ilk
Product: integrin linked kinase
Exons: 7
Coding region: 330-1679 (449 amino acids)
Biological process (GO): protein phosphorylation; signal transduction
Cellular component (GO): cytoplasm
Molecular function (GO): ATP binding; protein binding; protein kinase activity
Source: RefSeq, a predicted model, not a curated record